Messenger RNA from Lactuca saligna, 820 nucleotides. The record is from the annotation of a GenBank genome assembly. NCBI's taxonomy places the organism in Eukaryota, Viridiplantae, Streptophyta, Magnoliopsida, Asterales, Asteraceae.
AAUUAAUUGUCUCUGCAAGUUGAAUCUUGUGGUCUAUAAGUUUACCUUCUCCCAUUCAUUUGUAACACACAAAAGCACAAUGGAAGCUUUGCCCAACAGAUUAGAAGGCAAAGUAGCCAUAGUUACCGGUGGUGCUAGCGGCUUCGGUGAAAGCACGGCGAGGCUGUUCACUAAAUACGGCGCAAAAGUUGUGAUCGCCGACGUCCAAGAUGACCUGGGAGUUGCUCUUUGUAACGAUCUAGUGUCUGAAUCAGGCGACAAUGUUAUCUACGUUCAUUGUGACGUCACACAAGAAUCUGACGUAAAGAAUGCCGUGGACACUGCCGUUUCCAUGUUCGUCAACACGUUUGGAUCAUUCUUGGGAGCUAAACAUGCUGCUAGGGUUAUGAUUCCGGCAAAACGUGGAGUGAUUCUGUUUACUUCGAGUAUAGCUUCGGUGGUUUCGGGCGAGUCACCACAUUCUUAUACAGUGUCGAAACACGCGGUGGUGGGAUUGAUGAAGAAUUUAUGUGUAGAAUUAGGACAAUACGGGAUUCGGGUGAAUUGCAUUUCACCUGGGUCUGUGUCGACGCCGCUGCUAACGAAUGCAAUGGGGUUGGAGAAGACAGCGGUGGAUGAUAUUGUGUGUGCUUCGUCAGUGUUGAAAGAGGUGGUGCCGACGGCUGAGGAUAUAGCGGAGGCUGCAGUGUAUUUGGGGAGCGAUGCUUCGAAGUUUGUCAGUGGGAUUAAUCUUGUGGUGGAUGGAGCUUACAGCACCACCAAUCCGACUUACACUAAAAUAAUUAAACAAACGUUUGAAGCCUUUGGCAAAAAAACAUAA